Messenger RNA from Dendronephthya gigantea, 2714 nucleotides. Its product is annotated as conserved oligomeric Golgi complex subunit 3-like. Bases 1 to 2457 code for a protein of 818 amino acids. The record is from RefSeq and is a predicted model, not a curated record. Gene Ontology annotation, biological process: intra-Golgi vesicle-mediated transport; intracellular protein transport; Golgi organization. The transcript has 26 exons. NCBI's taxonomy places the organism in Eukaryota, Metazoa, Cnidaria, Anthozoa, Malacalcyonacea, Nephtheidae. Gene Ontology annotation, cellular component: COG complex; cis-Golgi network; membrane.
AUGGAACGGUCAUCAGUAAUUUACAAUUUCAGGAACAGAGAAACUGAUCUAGCACCACCCAUAACAAAAAACUAUGACAACAUGGCUUCUUUGGCAAAAGAUGUGCGAGAAAGACUCGGUCUUUGGGAUGCUAAAGAAAACAGUUUAUCUCUCCUCACUGAUGAAGAAAAAGACAGUGUUCUUUUAUUAACAGCAUAUUCUUCAAACCGAUCUUUACCCUCAGAUCUGCCUGAAAAAGAUGUUUCCAGUUUGCCUUCAAAGCGGACUCAUGGUGAAACAUCAGAGGGGAAAGGCAGUGUGGAUAUAUCUGAUAUUGAUUUGGGGUCAGCUAAGGUGGAAAAUGCGCAACAGUUUUUCACAUGGUUUGCUCAAGUUGAAAAUCAAAUGGAAAGAGAACAGGAAUCAUCAUAUCAUGCUUACUCUGAGCAACUGAAGCAAUACAGAGAUCAUUGUGAUGUUAUAUUGAAUGAGAUAGAAGAAGCUUUGAGAUAUCUGCAAGAUUUACAUAAACAGCAUUUGUUUGUUUCAACUAAGACUGGAGCCUUGCAUGAGGCAUGUGAACAGCUGUUGCAGGAUCAGACUCAAUUGGUACAAAUGGCUGAAAAUAUAAGUCAAAAAUUGUCAUAUUUUAAUGCUCUUGAGAAAAUCAAACAGAAACUGAACACACCAACAUUAUCCGUAACCAAUGAUUCUUUUGUUCCAAUGCUCUCAAGACUUGAUGAAUGUAUUGAAUACAUAAAAAGUAAUCAACAUUUUAAAGAGUCCCAGACAUACUUACUAAGAUACAAUCAAUGUUUAAAUGAAGCUUUAAACCUCGUCAAGACUCACGUGAUUGAUUUAUUUAAAUAUGCAACAACUCAGGUUACUGCUAGUAGAAAUGAGACUAGUUCAACUGAUGGGUCAUUCGCUUUGUUCUAUGGCAAAUUUCGUACGAAUGCACCAAGAAUCAAGUCGUUAAUGGAACAAAUUGAACAUCGCUUGACCGUUAGUGCUGAGUAUACAUCGUUAUUGAACGACUGCCAUGAAUUCUACUUUACACAGAGGUAUCAGUUGCUAGCUCCAUGUAUUACAGAUACUGUCGAGAAAACCAUCAAACAGCAUCAACGAAAUACCUGUGCUUUGGUUCGAAGUGGUUGCUCAUUAUUAGUACGUGUCAGUCAAGAUGAAUAUCAAUUGUAUUUCCACUUUUUUACCCAUCCGAGUCCAGCUUUGCACACUUUGUUGGAAAAUUUUUGCAACAUUCUGUACGACGCCUUCAGACCCCUUAUCAUUCACAUGAAUCACAUGGAAACAUUGACUGAACUCUGCAGUAUACUGAAGGUAGAGAUGUUGGAAGAUCAUGUUCGACAAAAAGGCGACGAAUUAUACGCUUUUGGGAUAGUAAUAGCACAAAUGCUUGAAGACGUCCAGGAAAGAUUGGUCUAUAGAGCUCAGACAUACAUUCAAACCGAUAUUCAAAAUUAUUCUCCUUCACCUGGUGAUCUUGCUUAUCCUGAUAAACUAAUGAUUAAGUUAGAGGAUGAUGAAAGUGAAGAAGAUGAAAAGGAAGCAGGUCAAGACGAAGCCGGGAAAAAGAAAAAGAAGAAAAGUUCAUUUGAGCUUCCAGCGGCCCUCGUUGAUUUACAAGGCAUGUGGUAUCCUACAGUACGAAGAACAUUGGUUUGUUUAUCGAAACUCUAUAGAUGUAUCUCAAAAGAAACAUUUGAAGGAUUGUCCCAAGAAGCUUUGUCAGUUUGUAUUAGAACUUUGAAAUUUGCAAGUUCACAGAUUACCACAAAAACAGGAGCUAUCAAUGGCCAUUUAUUUUUGAUUAAACAUCUGCUGAUCUUGAGAGAACAGAUCGCUCCAUUUGAUGUGGAUUUCACAGUCCGUGAGUUAUCGCUUGAUUUUAGCAACAUGAGGACGGCAGCCUAUGGUCUUCUGAGUAAGAGUGCAAGACUGUUUUCUUUGAAUAGUAACAAUGCGCUUUUGGAGUUUCUCUUGGAGGGUGCUCCACAAGUUGUAGAGAGUUACGCCGAUUCCAAAAAGGAAGUUGAUAAUGAAUUGAAAAUUGUUUGCGAACAGUUCAUCGAGAGUAUCUCCAACUCUUUAAUAGCUCCGACCAAGGACUUCUUAUCAAAGACAAAUGUGAUUCAGAAACUAGCAGAAGAAGAAGGAAAAGAUGUAAAAAGCUUGUUAAAACAUCAGCAUUUUGCUAAACCUGAAAAUGUCCGCCGUCUUGUGAGCGAGAGUUAUAUGUUGUUGAAAUCAAAGAUUCCAAGUACAUUACAAAUCAUGUCUUUAUUUCUUGCUAAUAAGGAUACAGAAUAUAUCUUGUUCAAACCAGUCAAGGGAAAUGUUCUUGAGAAUUAUAAACAACUGAAUCAGCUUAUUGUGGAUACAUAUAAUGAAGAGAACCAAAAAAUUAUUGGAUGCCCGACAACGCAACAGAUAUCUUUGCUGUUAUCAAUUUCUUGAGCUAAUAGUAACACCUUCACUGGAUGCGUUUUGUGACCUUAUCUUAUCCAGUAUUAUUUUUACAACUACUCUAUUUAUAAAUGCAUAAAAUGCGUACAGUACAAACAAAAUAAUCUAUGUGAAUUAUUAAAGUCAUUACUCUCCUCCUGAGUAAAUAAAUAUAUGCUCAUUUAAUUCUUAUACUUUGUUAAAACUAAUAUAAAUCGGCUGCAUGUUGCCGUAAAAACAACAAUGCAUAUAAAAGCAACCAUAAUAGU